AUGACACAAACAAGAAAAACUUGCGGUGUCCUGGGCUGCACGGGCAGCGUCGGUCAGCGGUUCAUUUUGCUACUAUCCCAGCAUCCAUACUUCGAUCUCAUCGCCGUUGGCGCUUCCAGCAGGUCCGCCGGAAAGGCCUACAAAGAUGCUACAAGAUGGAAACAGGCCUCUUUGAUGCCACAGACAGUGAAGGAUAUGGUUGUGAAAGAAUGCACGCCCGAAGGGUUCACAGACUGUGACAUUGUGUUCUCCGGGUUAGACGCUGAUGUAGCUGGAGAUAUCGAAAUGGCCUUCCUCAAGGCUAAUAUCCCGACUUUUUCUAAUGCGAAGAAUUAUCGACGAGACCCUCUUACACCACUCAUCGUACCCCUCGUAAACACAUCCCACUUCUCAAUCAUACCCCACCAGAUGAAGACUCACGGCCUAUCAAAGGGAUUUUUGGUUACUAACGCAAACUGCUCGACUACUGGCUUAGUCGUCCCAUUGGCGGCAUUGGUCCAAGCCUUCGGACCCCUCUCGGCUGUAGCCGUGACCACUUUGCAGGCUAUAUCCGGUGGAGGAUACCCCGGUGUCCCAUCAAUGGACAUCCUAGAUAAUGUAGUCCCAUAUAUCUCUGGUGAAGAAGAAAAGAUUGAAUGGGAAACCGGCAAGAUUCUCGGUGGUGUCAAUUCCGAAGGUACUGCUUUCGAGAUGCUUCAAGUCGCUGUGUCUGCCCAGUGCAAUCGGGUUGCAGUGAUGGAUGGCCAUACCGCCUGUGUCAAUGUAAAGUUUGAGAGGCAGCCACCACCAAGUAUCGAUGAAAUUAAAGAUGCUUUGCGGAAAUACAGAUGCGAGCCGCAGGAGUUGGGUUGCCCGAGUGCACCAAAGGAGGCUAUUGUGGUCAGGGAGGAGGAUGAUAGACCGCAGCCAAGACUAGAUAGAGAAACUGAGGGCGGAUAUGCAGUGAGUGUUGGUAGGGUUCGUCCGGACAAUGUCUUCGACAUUAAAUUCGUGGCGUUAUCGCAUAAUACUGUUCUCGGUGCUGCUGGUUCAUCCAUUCUCAAUGCAGAGGUAGCUGUUAUCAAAGGCUUACUGUAG
Molecule: messenger RNA, 1077 nt
Organism: Orbilia oligospora ATCC 24927
Lineage: Eukaryota; Fungi; Ascomycota; Orbiliomycetes; Orbiliales; Orbiliaceae
Exons: 4
Coding region: 1-1077 (358 amino acids)
Biological process (GO): L-threonine biosynthetic process
Molecular function (GO): aspartate-semialdehyde dehydrogenase (NADP+) activity; NAD binding; NADP binding
Source: RefSeq, a predicted model, not a curated record